GUUUCCAUUUUGCUAAUUCAUCUUACCAAAGUAGCCCUACCUUUGGACCAUUUCAAAUUUUUUUUUUUUUUAUAUUAUCCCCUUUUGCGUCCCAUCGAGUCGUAAAAGGGAAAACACAGAGAGAGGAGGAACCACUUUUGGAAGGGAACAAAUCCCCCAUAGAGUUAUUCCCCCUAUUUGGAGAUCCCCCACAGAAUUAGAACCCUCUCCCCCGUGAUUUUUCCGCAUAAUGAAAAGCUCCCCCUGGUGCUCAUAAGCCAGAAAAAGGAGAGCGGACCAAGCAGAGGGAGAGCGAAGCAUAGAGAAGUGUCCUUCAGAGAGACACCCAAGUGCAGCAUUUCUCGAAAUAAAGAUGCCCCAAUUGGUGCCCGUUUACAAUCAGGAAAAGUCGCUGAAGGAGCAGGAUGAUAAGGAGCUAAUAAAGCAUCGAAAUUGGGACUUUGCCCACUCAUUGGUGAAACUGAAAAAGGACGCCGCGGAAAAAGGCGAUGCGCAUGAUGGCAGUGACCACCUGAGAAAAAGCAACAACCUUAUGAAAAACGAAAAAGGACUAUGGGUCCCAAAAAAGGGUUUAUCAGGUGAAGAUAAAACCAAGAAUGAUAAAAAAAGAGAAAAAAAAGGAGAAUCUGGAAAUAAAAAAAAAGAGCAUGUUCGUAAGAAGCGCAACAAAUCGAGUAGUCAAUCCUCCUCCGAUGAUUCGAGGGUGUCCAAAUCGCCACCCCCUUCGCGUGAAUCUUCCCAAAAGAAAAGACGAAGGAAACGAUCCGCCAGUUCAACGCCCAUCAGAAGGGGCGCCAGCAGGGAUUCUUCGAGGGCCCGUUCACGGGAAAGCUCCGAUACGAGGCAAACUGCAGGUUCGAGGCUGAGUGCACGCACGAAUAGGACGAGUUCCCGCGAAAGUGGCACCAAGAGGUCCAGCAAAAGGAAGGGAGGGGAAAAAGAAAAAAAAAAAACUCACAAAAGAAGUAAAAGGGGGCACAGGGGUGAUGAUGAUGAUAAUAGUGAUAGUGAUGACCAUGAUGAUGGCCGAGGCAGGAAGCACAAAAAAGAGGCAAAGAAGCACCGCACAGAGGGGAAAAAAAAAAAAAAAUCAAAAGGGGAUAGCAACAGUAGUGAAGAAGACAACCCUAGCGAAGAAGACGACACACAUGAUGCCCACAAGGGUGGGGAAAGUACCAAUUUAACAGAGAAAAAAAACAGCCAUGAACACAGUGACGUUGACGCAAACGAAAAGGAAUCGAUUUCCUCCGAUAGCGACCUGAGCAAACUUCAAUACGUAGACGUAUCUGAGAAGGUAAAAAGAAGUAGCAAUAAAUAUGAGGGGAGAGGCGCGGAGGAAAGCCAAAGUGAUGAUGGGAAUCGGGAGCGUAAAGGGGAUAAGCGAGUGAACAGGUGGGAGAACAGACGUGAUCGUAUGCACCAUCGUGGGCAUAGCAACGAUAGCAGGAAGGGGCGAGGCUGGGAAGGAGGCAGAAGUGGAAGACACGAAUCUCAGAGGUAUCACCACAGAAAAGAUGACGACGAAGGGGGAGAAGGGUCCCCACACGAUCGAAGGGAUAGAAGGGAGAGAAGUGAUAGAAGUGAUCGAAGGAGUUACAGACAUAUGGACAGGCAUAGAGACAGGGACUGGGAUCGUGAUGGAGAAAGGAAAAGGAAAGAAUUGAAUUUUUCUGACCAGGAGGAUGAAGCCAAUUAUAACCACAACAGGAGAUAUCACAGAAGACACUAUGGCCACCCCGAUGAUGCAAAUGAUGAAGGAUACCAUCACGGGCAGAAUAGCCGUUUCAACGACUGGGAUCGACAUGGAUGGUCGGACAACAGAAGAGGACGCUACAGAAGGACGCAACUAAGAGACAACUGCCACUAUGAAACGGUUGAGGAAAUGAAAAGUAAAAUUAUCCCCCAUUUGGACCAAAGUGAGGGCAAAGUGGAAGGCAAAGCGGAAGAUACAAAUGAUCAACGAGGUGAUGGAAAAACGGAAAAGACCAAAUUAGAAAACGCGGAAACGUCCGACAGCGAUGAGGAUGAAAUGUUGAAGACCAAGACAGUGGAAGAAAUUGAUAGGAAGCUUAAGGAAAAGCUCGAGGAGGAGAAAAUUAUGGAAUCGCUGGGGCUGCCGCUAGGGUUUGUGUAA
Plasmodium vivax (malaria parasite P. vivax) is the source of this 2134-nucleotide messenger RNA. RefSeq lists its product as hypothetical. The record is from RefSeq and is a predicted model, not a curated record. Bases 353 to 2134 code for a protein of 593 amino acids. NCBI's taxonomy places the organism in Eukaryota, Apicomplexa, Aconoidasida, Haemosporida, Plasmodiidae. The transcript has 2 exons.